AUUUCAUCAAAAUUCAUUCAUUCUUUUUACUCUUUCUUUUACAUAUUUGUAAAUCAAAAUAGUUUUAGUUUUUUGGUCUUACUCUUACAUAAUGGAGACAUCAUCACUAAACUCAAACUAUACCCUUUUUCCAUUGAUUGAUAUCAGUAUGAUCUUGUUGUUUCUUAGCUUGACAUGUCAUGACAGGUUUAGGAGUUUCAUCUCCAGAUAUUAUUGGUCUUUCCCACAAUCCAAACAUGGCAGCUCAAAGACAUCAUCCUCAAGUCGGGAGAAAACCCAGAAUUAUGAGUGCCUAAGCAAAGAGGCUUCAUUUAAUAAUAAUAAGGAAGAUUGUGCGAUAGUUUGCAGAAAAGAUGUGGAGAAGUUUAUGGGAAAUCUGGGAAUUUUUUGCAGCCUAGAAAGUGAGGAGCUACAGGAAUCCUAUGGUUCUGAUGAGCUUUCCAGGCUGUUUGAGGAAGAAGAGCCAAGCUUGAAAGAGUUGAAGGAGGCUUUUGAUGUCUUUGAUGUGAACAGAGAUGGGUUUAUUGAUGCACAAGAGCUGCAGAGAGUUCUCUGUAUUUUGGGUUUGAAGGAAGGUUUAAAAGUGGAUAAUUGCAACAAAAUGAUCGAAAACUUCGAUGAAAAUAGAGAUGGAAGAAUAGAUUUUCAGGAAUUUGUAAAAUUCAUGGAGCACAGUUUUUGCUGAAUCAGUAUAAUAAUAUUCAGAUACACUGAUUAUUUUACUUA
Molecule: messenger RNA, 726 nt
Organism: Gossypium raimondii (Peruvian cotton)
Lineage: Eukaryota; Viridiplantae; Streptophyta; Magnoliopsida; Malvales; Malvaceae
Product: probable calcium-binding protein CML46
Exons: 1
Coding region: 92-685 (197 amino acids)
Molecular function (GO): calcium ion binding
Source: RefSeq, a predicted model, not a curated record